Molecule: messenger RNA, 3165 nt
Organism: Cladophialophora psammophila CBS 110553
Lineage: Eukaryota; Fungi; Ascomycota; Eurotiomycetes; Chaetothyriales; Herpotrichiellaceae
Exons: 1
Coding region: 1-3165 (1054 amino acids)
Biological process (GO): chromatin remodeling
Cellular component (GO): nucleus
Molecular function (GO): protein binding; histone H3K36 demethylase activity; histone H3K9 demethylase activity
Source: RefSeq, a predicted model, not a curated record
AUGUCGGAUGUCGAGGUGAGAAUACAAGGCAUAGAAGAGAUGCUCAAGAAGCUCGUGGUUGUUGUGGACGCGCGUGUGUCACGUGGCCGGCACCGGUCUGCCACAUCACGCAAGCGAAGCCAGUCGCCCUGGAAGACGAUCAGGUCCAUAAUUGAUGAGCUGGUGAAAGAUAUCCAGUAUGUCAAAGAAAUGGUCGAAGGCUGGGAUUUCAAUACGGGUCACGACCGAAACCCGGGGGCUGAUCACCGAACCGCCACUCCGGCAGCAAUAUUACAGAUCUCAGAUCCGCCGCCACAUGAGAAGCAGCAACUUAGCCACAACUCUUCGAACACUGCGGAAGGCACUCAAAAUGGUGGACCAAUUUCUGCAGAUCUCAGCGCGAAAACAAACCGUCUGGCGAUUCCUGCGCCGCUGCUCAGUGAGUCGGACAUGGACGAGAAUCGCGUUCGAUCAACUACCAUUCCUGACCAGUUUCCCACUGCACCAACUACUGUAUCGACCACUGUUCCCACUACUGUCGAAAGGUCAGAAGUCGAACAAAACACUGCAGUGGUCGUAACUAUGCCACGCCCUUCGCGGCACCCUGUCUCGACAAUUUCUCAGUCUGCCAUUUCCGCAAAGAGCGUAUCUCAAGUUCCUCGAAAUCCGGACAUCACCAUCCCUUAUCGAGAGGAGUACGGCGUCGUCGUUCUAAUGCCCUUGAACAAGGAUCAGUGUCGCGAUACACCUUUUCUUCUCUCGCAGGCCGAGGCACUAGGUGCGCGGGAAACUGGAAUAUUCAAGUACAUAAUACCAGAGGAUUUUGAUCUCAACAGGCACACUGUCCGCAGCGUUGCUACACGCGUGUCCAGAUUCACGUCUCGCAUCGAUCCGGAAGGCGUUUUUUGUAUUUCACGGACCGAGGAUCUAGAGACGCUCGAUAUUAGCGAUACCAGUUUCAUUUCCACUGAACCAGACGAAUUAGCUGAAAUGUUGGAGGGCCGUCUUGCCGAUCCCGCAGCCAUAAGCAAGAUGCGAUACUGUACAGAUAUUCCGGCCUGGACUGCCGAAGAUCGACAACGGCUGGGCUUACCUACGGAAUCCCCAAUCUGGCCUCUAAAGAACAAUCUAUUAGAUCGCACUAAGUAUAAAGUCGACGGGCUCCAUCGGCCGUACGGAUAUUUAUCGGGCAAGGAUGGGUCGCUCUUCACCAUACACCGCGAGGACGCAAACUUAAUAUCGUUAAACGCUCUAUACAGUGGAAGAGAGAAACCGUGGUGUGCCGUGGCUCGGAAAGAUAGCUACCUCAUCGAAAAUGAAGUGAAAGGCGGGAAAUGUGCACAGAAGGUACGACACGGUUCUCGCUGGUUUCCGCGAUCGAAGCUUAAAGCCAUGGGUGCUUCCUUUGUCACAUUUGUCCAACGCCCGCGGGAGGUGGUCGUGGUGUGGGGGGAUAUUUACCACCAAGGCGGUACUGUUGGUCCCGCCACUGCCGAAGCUGUGAACUAUGGCGGGCCUAACUGGAGCAUCGAGGGCUACUCCGAGUGCAGUUGUACUUGCCCCGGAUAUCCUAUUCCUAAUGCGCUCUUGGAGUUACGUGCCCCGAAUGAACCACAGCGUGAGCAAGACGACGAAGUUUCACAGGGAGCUCACGACUCGGUCCAGACUCAAGGACGCGAGCGGCUAGCUAGAGACCGUCCACCAGCGCGGACCCGGGAUGGUAAAGCGACAGAGACAGAACUUAGGAUGAACCAGCAGGAGACCAGACCCCCCAAAAGGCGCAGAGACGUGCCGACCCCACAGCAGUCCAGGAAAAUGACCAUGAUUCGGACCACCCUCAGUUCAGCUGAUACGAUGGGGACUGAAACCGAGAUCUGCAAUGAUCUAGUCUCACGGAUGGUGGCGGCCAUUCGCAGUAGAGACGUAAUCAAGCAGUUCUUUGACAUUGUCCAGGGUCGUCGGGACCUCGAACCUACAGCGUUACAAAUAAAUUUCAUCACAAGCCCGUCUAAAAGACCACUUCGCCAAGAUCCGGCCCAAAUGCUCGAGAACGAUCUGAAGAUCAUCAGCACGCUUUCACGCAAAACUGCCUUUCAUGACUUUCUUACUCGUUUGUUCCAAGUCCGUCUUGCCGAUCAUGUCAACGAAAUUAAUCAAGGCCGUCUUAGGAGUGAGGCAGCCGUCAUUGCAGGAAUCCUGAAGCGCACGGGGAUGUCGAAACGCCAGUACCUAUAUCAUCGAGAUAGGGGCGCGAAGUGGCGGGAAUACUGUAAGGCGUUUCCAGGUAUCCUUUGUUUCAUCCCUUUUCAAACUCAAAGAUUUGGCUUUUCUUCGACAUCUUGGCUCGACCUUGACGAAGGAGAUUUUGUCUCCUUACGUUCUCAUCUGGAAAACGACUAUACAUCCGCUCUCUGCAUCGCUGGGAGAGCAUUUGAACAGUCACUGGACCCCGCGGCAGACGAUGUCGACUUCAUCUGGGAAAGUCUGGAUGUAUCGCUGGACAAAAUCUCGGAUGGAGAGUUGGUCUCCAUUCUGGGACUCUUCCCGGCAAAGGACGAAAACAUAUAUGAUCCUGAUGCGUACCCGGAAUGGCCUAGACCAGAAGAAUGGCCCGACGAUUCACCGUGGCCGGUUGACCCGACGUCCCUGCCUCCUUCUGGGGGGCUUCAAUGCAAGUUGUGUCAUCAGAGCAAUUGCCCUUGUGAACUGUGUCAUGAGAAAAAUUGCUGUUGCGCCGCUAUUCGUCACGAGACACAGCCUCGUAUUCGGAAAUAUAAGGGCAAAUAUGAAGGCAAGGACCGAGGUCUGCAAGCCGUCGCGAGAGAAGCGGGCCAAAUCGCGUAUUCGGAGAGCGACAUUAUCGCCUUCAUUACGGGGGUAUUAGCGCCUCCCGAUACGUACCACAACGGUCAAUGUAUACAGGUGGACCGAAGCGAUAUCCUCGGCGAGCCCACAGUCGCCCAGAUUAACUGUACUGAAUUCGGCAACAUCUCUCGACUUGUCAAUCAUAGCUGUGACCCAUCGGCCCGCUUCAAGGGCAUGAGGGUAUCAGGGAAGUUUAGGAUUGCAAUCGUCGCUGAACGAAAUGUCUAUGAUGGGGAAGAGAUCACUGUCCACUACAGCAAAAAGUAUUGGGGAAGGGAAAAAUGUCGAUGUCCUGUAUGCCGAUUAGCCCGGCCACUCUAG